Penicillium maclennaniae is the source of this 771-nucleotide messenger RNA. It is a transcript of the gene bud32, whose product is annotated as serine/threonine protein kinase BUD32. Gene Ontology annotation, biological process: protein phosphorylation. Bases 1 to 771 code for a protein of 256 amino acids. Gene Ontology annotation, cellular component: EKC/KEOPS complex; nucleus; cytosol. The transcript has 2 exons. Lineage: Eukaryota; Fungi; Ascomycota; Eurotiomycetes; Eurotiales; Aspergillaceae. The record is from RefSeq and is a predicted model, not a curated record. Gene Ontology annotation, molecular function: ATP binding; protein serine/threonine kinase activity.
AUGACUGACGAAUAUAAGCCUCCAGCACUCCCCUCGCCUUUCACAAAUACCAGCCCGGCACCUGUCCUUCUCACCCAGGGCGCCGAAGCCCACCUCUACAAAACCAUCUCACUUGACCCCUCCACUCCGGCCGCCCUCAAGAUCCGCCCCUCCAAACCAUACCGACACCCCAUCCUCGAUCGUCGCUUGACUCGGCAACGAAUCGUUCAAGAAGCGCGAUGCUUAGUGAAAUUAGUUCGGGAAGGUGUCAGUGUCCCCGCCGUACUAGCAAUGGACUGGGAGGGUCAGGGCGGCGAGGAUGGCGGCUGGGGCGGAGCUUGGCUGCUCAUGGAAUGGAUUGACGGCCCCGUGGUGCGCAUCGUGCUUGAACAAUGGGAAGCAUGGAUGAAAAAGAACACUUCAUCGCUGGACCAGGCACAGCUCGAGUGGGAGGAGGAGCGCGUGCGGGGUCUGCUACGACGCAUGGGACAUGCGCUGGGUGGACUGCACAAGGCUGGCGUGGUUCAUGGCGAUCUGACGACGAGUAACUUGAUGCUACGGUUACCCGCGACAUCCACAGAUCCUGGUCCCACAGGGAGCGCACAGGACGAAGACCGCGCCGUGGACUUGUACGUGCUGGAGCGAGCAAUUGGGAGCACGCAUCCACGGUCAGAACCACUUUUCGAGUCCUUGCUGCAGGGAUACCGGGAGAGCCACAAGGGCGCGACUUCUACGCUCAAGAGGCUUGCGGAUGUGCGGUUGCGAGGCCGCAAGCGAAGCAUGCUUGGAUAA